AUGGAACCAGGCCCUCCGAUGUACACCGUCACCUUGCUGACGCUUUCAGGCUCACCCAGCGCGGAGUUCGAGCUGCCGCCGGCCACCUCGGUCGGCGAGAUCUUGCAGAAGGCCCGCGCCACGGCGUCCGACGGCCGCGCGCAGUUGAAGCUGCUACUUCAGGGUCGGGAACUGCAGGCGAAGGAGACCUUGUGUUCCCUGGCCUUGCCUCCGCCUCCCUCUGUGCUGGAGCUGCAGCUCAUCUGCCAGCCGAGGCUCGUCGAGCGCGUCGCUGCAAUACCCUUCGACUACCAGAGGGUAUCUAUCGGGAUCUGCGGGCAGCGGCGGGCGGGCAAGACGUCUCUCUUGAACCAAUACGUCGAGCGAGUCUUCGACGCGGAUCACUUUGUGAACGUCAUCUCCAUGCACUUCAAGUCUGCGAACCUACGUGUCGAACGUGACGAAGCCUUCGUUCCUGUCAAGCUCCUUCUUUGGGACUUGCAUGGACGUCAUCAUCCGUACGAACCGCCUGUGCCAUCCAACAUGUUCCGGCACAUGGAAGCCGUACUCCUUGAGUCGCUUGCGCUAGACGAGAUUCAGGGACUACUGGACAGUUCCGCGCCAGUAUCCGUCCUGGCGAGAGUGCUGGUGGGCAACAAGGCAGAUGCGUGUGCCCCCGGAAGCAGCGAGGCAGCGCAGGCCUUCGCUGCAGAGCGGGCCCUGCCCUACUUCGAGACCUCCGCCAAGGACUAUGAAACUGUGGAGCUGGCGAUUCACCAGAUUCUGCUUUCCGUGCUCGACAAGCUGGAGAUGGAGUUGACGUCUUUGUCCGGCCCUCCACCACCUCCCCCGCCCAAUCGCUGCACCUUGCUAUGA
Messenger RNA from Symbiodinium natans, 855 nucleotides. Lineage: Eukaryota; Dinophyceae; Suessiales; Symbiodiniaceae. The record is from the annotation of a GenBank genome assembly.